Molecule: messenger RNA, 3668 nt
Organism: Camellia sinensis
Lineage: Eukaryota; Viridiplantae; Streptophyta; Magnoliopsida; Ericales; Theaceae
Product: putative LRR receptor-like serine/threonine-protein kinase At2g16250
Biological process (GO): protein phosphorylation
Molecular function (GO): protein binding; protein kinase activity; ATP binding
Source: RefSeq, a predicted model, not a curated record
UACGUAAGCCCAAUAUAAUAAUAGACAUUACACACAUGCCAAUUCCCAAGUAACCACAAAGUAUAUAUCAUCUUUUCCGACUAUACUAUCUUCGCCGGCGACGGAAUCACCUCUUCUCCACCAUUUCCUUACAAAGCUCAGCUUCUCUCUCCUCUCUCUCUCUCUCUCAUACCCACUUUCCAAAAACUAAGCAAAGCGAGUCUGACUCGAAGUACCAAUCGCUAAACUCAGUGCCAGACUCAUUAAAUAGCUCCGGCGAGAGUGAAAGCGACUCACCAUUGCACCGUUGAGAGUAGCUUUGGUCAUUAAUACAACGCCCUUUAAAGCUCUCUCUCUCUCCUGAAUUCUUCUGUGUGUUCAUUUAAGGAGCACACCAAAUGAAGAAUCAAAGCUCGUGAUUGAUUGAGGUGUGAUUAGUACUACCCACAAAGAAAUACAUUGCAUUCUUGUAUUGAAAAAAAAAUAAUUCAGAAACCCACAAGUUUUUUUUUUGGAGUAAUGGAGUACACGGACAUGAACAAAGGCAAUACUGAGGAUGACCCAAGAUGAAAAGACGAAGCUCCGUAGACCAUUCGUAGUCAUGGAAGCUCACCGAGUUCAACUCAAGGUAGCUCUGUUACUCUUACUCAUUAACUCGGUCUUGACUCAGCAGGUGGUGCGUCUGAGUUCCCGCUCGGAGUUUUCGGCGUUGCUCGAUCUCCGGUCGAGUUUAGGGAUUAGGGCUAAAGAUUGGCCAAGAAAGACCGACCCAUGUUCACGCUGGAGAGGAGUCGAUUGCCGGACCGGCCGAGUCGUCGGAAUCACUUUGUCCGGGUUGAGGCGGACUCGUGCCGGCGGUCGAAAUCCCCGGUUCGCCGUCGAUUCAUUGGCCAAUUUUACUCUUCUAGCUAAGUUUAAAUCAUCUGGGUUUCCACUUCCUGGGUCUAUACCGGACUGGUUUGGUCAGAGACUCAGUGCACUCCAAGUGCUCGAUCUUAGAUCUUGUUCAAUAACCGGUUCAAUUCCUUCUUCUCUUGGGAAUUUGAGUGGAUUGAAUUCUCUGUAUUUGUCUGAUAACUUUCUAACUGGUGCCAUACCGUUGAUAUUGGGCCAAUUAUUGUCUCUAUCAGUUCUUAACCUUUCGCGAAAUUCAUUCACAGGAACAAUUCCAUCUGUGUUUUCAUCUCUUCUCAAUCUUAGUACCCUUGACCUCUCUUCAAAUUUCCUAUUUGGGUCAAUUCCUAAUAAUCUUGGUUCACUUUCUAGGCUUAAGUUCUUGCAUUUGCAAAACAAUAGCUUUGAUGCUUCUAUUCCUGUUGAGUUAGCUAGCCUUUCUCAACUGAUUGUACUUGAUCUUGGAAACAACGGUUUGUCCGGGUCGUUGCCAAGUGGUUUAUUUUCGAAUCUCACUCAGCUCAAGUACGUAGUUUUGAGUGGGAACAGUUUCGAUGGUAAUCUUCCUGAUGUUCUGUCGUCUUUGCCCGCUUUGCGCCUUCUUAACGUAUCUAGCAACAAGUUCACAGGUGUUUUACCAAACCUUACUGCAUUUUUUAAUGCCGCUGGCACGGUGGUUGACUUGUCCGAUAAUUAUUUUCAAGGUCCAGCUCCCAGUAAUACAGGGACCAAUGUUGUUGUCAAUGGAAAUUGUUUACAGAGUUUGCCGAAUCAGAGGAGAUUGCAGGAUUGUAGGUUGUUUUAUGCUAGUAGAGGAUUAAUUUUUGAUAAUGAUAUAGCCCCAAAUCCAGCCUCACUUCCUUUUCUAGAACCUGCAUCAAUCAGCAAAAAACGAGUGACGUAUAUAUUGGUGGGACUGUUUGGCGGACUCGGUUUCAUUGCACUUUUGGUAUUGGUGCUGCUACUGGUUCUGAAACUAAGCAAAAAGGGAAAUACAGAUCAGAGGACCGCAAGUAUGGGGCCUGUUCCGGGGGGCAGCACACCCCCUCCCAAGGCUUCUGUUAAUUUAUCAGAUUUGGGUGAAUCCUUUACAUAUGAACAAUUGCUCCAAGCCACAGCGGAUUUUAGUGAUUCAAACCUUCUCAAACAUGGCCACUCUGGGGACCUUUUCUACGGAACAUUGGAAGGUGGGUUCCCCGUGGUUAUCAAGAGGGUCGAUUUGAGUUCCUUCAGGAAAGAAUCUUACAUGUUGGAAUUGGAAUUUUUCAGCAAGGCUUUGCAUCAAAGGUUGGUCCCACUCUUGGGGCACUGCUUGGAGCAUGAGAAUGAGAAACUCUUGGUUUACAAAUAUAUGCCGCAUGGAGAUUUGUCUAAAUCCUUGUACAAAUCUACCAAUUUGGAAGAUGACGGUCUACCGUCUUUGGAUUGGAUUACCAGACUGAAAAUUGCAAUAGGAACUGCAGAAGGUUUAUCUUACCUACACCAUGAGUGUAACCCACCCAUUGCUCAUAGAGAUAUUCAAGCAAGCAGUAUCCUUCUUGAUGACAAAUAUGAAGUGCGGCUUGGAAGCUUGAGUGAGGUAUGUGCUCAAGGAGGAGAUAAUCACCAGAAUGUGAUCACGAGGUUGCUGCGGAUGCCACAGACAUCCGAACAAGGCCCUUCCGACUCAUCAUCUGCAACUUGUGCUUACGACGUAUACUGUUUUGGAAAGGUCUUACUUGAGCUUGUAACGGGUAAGCUUGGUAUCAGCUCAUCGGAUGAUACCAACACAAAGGAGUGGUUGGAGCAAAAUCUACCAUUCAUUAGUUCACAUGAUAAGGAAAUGGUGGCUAAGAUUGUUGACCAAUCUCUGAUUGUCGAUGAAGAUCUAAUUGACGAAGUGUGGGCCAUGGCAGUUGUGGCCAAGUCAUGCCUUAAUCCCAAGCCUUCACGACGCCCCCUAAUGAGACAUAUCCUCAGGGCACUAGAAAGCCCUUUGAAAGUGGUGAGGGAAGAAAAUUACAGCUCUGCAAGGUUAAGAACGACUUCGUCAACGAGGUCUUGGAGUGCUACUUUCUUUGGUAGCUGGCAUAACAGCUCAUCGGAGAGUGCCAACAUUCCAGGCAACCAAACAAACCGAGAGGGUGUAAGUGGCUUAAAACAGACGAGCGGAGUAGGCUCACACGGUAGCGGUGCAAAUGAACUUUCCUCCUCACACAAAAGAUUAUCCAGUGAGAUUUUCCCCGAACCGGUUGAUAUGCAAGACAUAGAAAGGCAAGAGGAGAACUAGCCAAGAGUGUGAAUAACAUUGUGAUUGAUUGCGGAGUUGAUUGCCUUCAUGAAACACAAAGCUACUUCUCCUCCUACUUUCAUCCCAUUCAUGCCAAGAAUUCAUCAGUUGCAAAUGACUCUCUAAAGGAAGACUUGGCGGGGUUGACAUUGUCGGACCCAAUUGAAUUUGAUCGAAGAAAAAUGGUUCGUGUACGAGAGAGAGAGAGAGAGAGAGAGAGAGAGAAGUGUUUUUGAAGCCAGAUUUAUGGGUUUUGGCUUGUUUGUUGUUAUUGAUUGUUUUGAGGCCUUCUCAGAGGUCCACGGGAAUUGUAAAUUGUAGAAGGCUAGGCUUUCUUCUUGUGCUGUAAUCAUUAUUUCAUGAUUUAUUAGAAGCAGGUAAGCAAUUUGAGUGAAGCUGUCUAGAUUUGGAAUGCUAUUAAUAGAAUUCAAAUGUUCAUUUCCAUUUGGAUAUAGCUUUAAGAUUGGAUGAUUGAUUUUGUGAACAUUGAAUUUUGUUAUAUUUAUGCAUUACUCCCUUGGGUGCA